UUCAGAUAUGCUAGGAUGAUAAAAUCUUAUUGCACGAGGGUAAAGGAUAAUAUGUCCUAUUUGGUUCGUCUUUCCCCUUACUCUGAAGAGUUGAUUUUGCACCAUAUGAGAACUAAAUUGGGAUGCUGAACUCAUGGAGGAAGAGGAACCGAUGUUGGAACUAGAAUGGUUCAUUCAGACUCAGGCUCCUUCCUAAUAAUUUGUAUGAUGUUAGUUUCAGAGGGGCAAUGGAUUGACCUCUAAAUUUUCAAAUAUUUUUAUCAAAAUCUUCAAAGAACUCAGAGGAAUCUCGCUUUCGUUUUAGGAUAAAAGAAAUGAUAAGUCAAUACAACGUAUUUAAUCUCUGUGAAUCAUUCCUUCUAAGCCUCAAAAGAUGGGUAAUCUCUUCUGUUUUUCUUUUAUUUUUGCUGACUUUGUAAGUAAAGGAUGUAUACAGCAGUCCUAAAACAAAAUGUCAAAGCCAUUGACUUUGAUCCUUGAUAUUUUUUAUAAUUUUCCAGUAUGAACUCUUUGGUAGUGCACAUAACAUGGUACUAUCUUCUAAUUUCUUAUCUUUAAUCCCCAAUUGAAGUCGUUGGCUGUGUAUAUUAUAUUCAAACAGGUCAUGGAGAAGCAGUAUAAUGGUUGGCACGUUCUGAUGCCUUACCAGUUGCCGCAGAAGAAGCUCAGAGAGCUGGAAAAAGCCACUGAUUCUGCUACCGAAUGUGGUAAAGACCCUCUUCUCCUUGAUUUUACUUCUCCAACCAGAACUAUCCUCCAAGUUGGGGAGGUUCAAAAUAUUGUCCCAUGCUUGAAAGAGCUCGAAAAUCUUCUAGCUUCCUCAAAGAUAGCAUACUCCGAUGGAGCAGGAGCAAGGAAGGUGAAGAUUGUGGUAACUAAGGAACAGUUUAAGUUGCUGUUGGCAAAUGCAAAGAAGUUGCAAUCUCGACAUAGAUUGUUGAGCUAUACAGGCCCCCGUAAAGGGUGUCGAAAAUGGCGACCGACUUUGUCUGCAAUCUCAGAGGAAGAAGAUUUUUGAAUAACUUGUAUAGACAGAGAUGGUGGAGAUCAUUAAGUAGAAGUUCAAGUGUUUCUGCUUUAAUACCUAUGGAUGUAAGAUUUGUGGUUGUAAGCAGCUUAUGGGAAUCUGGCAAGCAAAUGAUCUUACAAAGGCAAACUUUGGCACAGCAAGGGAGAAAGUGCUAAUACAAACUCUAUUUUUUAUUUGGGUUGGAGAACUCAAUUUUGGAAUUUUUGAGAGAGUUUUUUCUUUUUUUUCCUUUCUAAAAAACUAGUUUUUUAGAAUAUUAUAUUACAAACUAGGAGAAGGAAUUUGAAUCUUCACCUCGUGAAAGGAGCCACUAUUGUCUAACCAAUUUGAAAACGUUCAAAAUUGGUUUUAAGAGGUAUUUUAUGGUCGAUAUCAUCCUUGUAAAUAUUAUUAUCAAUCCUUUAACCUAGAGAUAUAAAAUUCAAAUCAA
This is a messenger RNA of Benincasa hispida (wax gourd), 1460 nucleotides long. RefSeq lists its product as uncharacterized. The record is from RefSeq and is a predicted model, not a curated record. Lineage: Eukaryota; Viridiplantae; Streptophyta; Magnoliopsida; Cucurbitales; Cucurbitaceae.